Molecule: messenger RNA, 834 nt
Organism: Ostertagia ostertagi
Lineage: Eukaryota; Metazoa; Nematoda; Chromadorea; Rhabditida; Trichostrongylidae
Source: the annotation of a GenBank genome assembly
AUGGCCAGCGAUCGACUCGGUAUGCGCAGAGACCUUGGCCAUCAAUGCCAUGAGCUAACUCCAUCAAUUCCAACGAAUGAGCACUUUGCAGGCAUUUUCGAGCGAACACCUGCUCACCUACUCCAUGAAGUGAUUUUGUAUGAGGAUGCCAGCGAAGAAGAACACAAACUCUCCGACUACCUCAAAACCUUUGCCAUUACGAGUGGAUGGAAUGAUAAAAUAAGAGUGGAAAGGAGCGAGGAGCGCCAAGGUCUCAUCAGGGCUAAGACCCUUGCGUCCCGCCUUGCCACAGGUGAAGUGAUCGUUUUUCUGGAUAGCCACUGUGAAGUCACAGAACGUUGGUUGGAACCACUGCUGGCUGCGAUCGCGGAGAAACCACAAAAGCGUCGUGUUGCCGAUUGUCGACCUCAUUCAUCCGCUGACGUUCGACUACUCGAAAGCGAUGAUCUCCAAGAGUGGUUUCGAUUGGUCGCUGAACUUCAAAUGGGGGGGGGGGGGGGGGGGACAUGGAUGUGCGGCGGUGCGGUAGUGGUUGGCGCCAAUGCAGCCGAUGUUGGGGCACGUUGUUGCCGAACUAUGCGGCCUUACAAAGUAAGACAACUCAGGACACCAAACCUGCUACAAUUCCACUGCGAGUGGCUGACGACUAUGGCCUACGAAAACAAUACUUUAUGCGCAGCUCGCCCCUCGGCAGCAAAAAUGGAUUUUGGAGAUGUGAGCCUCGGGCUUGAGCUGAAGAAGCGUCUUGACUGUAAGGACAUGGAUUGGUAUUUGGAUAAUGUGUAUCCAGAAUUAAAACCGUCGGAAGAACAGGAGAAACACGAAGAGUUAUGA